AGUCUGCCACCCCCGCAGAAAUAACGGCAUUGGAUCCAGUUUUUAAGGACUUUACCGAGUUGGGAAUUAGCUGCAACCUUCAACAUGCCGUCCAAGCCUGCCCCAAUCAAGAAGGCGGCUAAGAAAGAACCAGCCAAGAAGGAGGAGAAGGCUCCAGAACCAGAACCAGCACCGGCCCCUGAGCCCGUCCCAGAGGCCCCACCGGCUGAAGCCGCCCCUGCUGAGCCCGAAGCUGCACCUGCCGAGGCGGAGGCCCCUGCUGCCCCGCCAGCUGAGGAGCCCAAAGCUCCCACCCCACCUCCACCCGAUGCUGCCGCCGCUCCACCUGCAGAGGAAGCUGCUCCCGCUGCUGACUCCGAAGCGCCCGCUGAUGCUGAAGCUGCUGAAGCGCCUGCACCAGAGGAGCCUAAAGCACCCACACCUCCACCUCCUCCACCCAAAGAGCCCACAAGUGCCCCAUUGGAUCUGUUUAUUGAGGACAAGAAUGACACUUCAGUUGCUAUCAUUUGGAGCCAGCCAGAGACCGUUGGACCAACCGGUCUGGAUGGAUACACCAUUGAAGUCUGCAAGGAUGGAACUGAGGACUGGAAAGCAGUCAAUGAGGAGCUGCAGAAGUCCUGCCGCUACGUUAUCAAGAACCAGACCACUGGUGACCGUCUGAAGAUCCGCGUGGUGGCUGUGAAUGCUGGCGGCCGCAGCCCCGCAGUCACCCUCCCCGAGGCUGUCCUGGUGAAGGAGGUUGCUGAUCGUCCCAAGGUCCGUUUGCCUCGUUACCUCAGGCAGAGAUAUGUCGCUAAUGUUGGAGAUAAGAUCAACCUGACCAUCCCCUUCACAGGAAAACCCAAACCUGUGGUGACCUGGACAAAGAAUGGUCAGCCCUUGGACACAAAGAGGGUGAACAUCCGCAGCACCGAAAGAGACAGCAUCCUGUUUAUCCGUACUUCCGAGAGAGAUGACUCUGGAGUGUAUGAGAUGUGUGUGAAGGUGGAUGACUUCGAGGACAAGGCUUCCCUCAUCCUUCAAAUUGUUGAGCUGCCAGGGCCUCCUGCCACUGUAAAAGUUGUGGAUACCUGGGGCUUCAAUGUUGCUCUGGAAUGGACUGCACCCACCGACACAGGAAACACAGUAAUCACAGGUUACACAAUCCAGAAGGCCGACAAAAAGACUGGAGACUGGUUCACUGUGGUGGAGCAUUACCAUAGACUGAAUGCCACCAUCUCUGACCUCAUCAUGGGCAACACCUACAAGUUCAGAGUGUUUUCUGAGAACAAGUGUGGAAUUAGCGAGAGCGCCACUGUUGCAAAGGAGGAGGCCAAGAUCCUAAAGACAGAUAUUGACUACAAGCCUCCUGAAUACAAGGAACACGACUUCGCAGAGCCACCCAAGUUCACCACCUCUCUGACUGACAGGAGCACCACCACCGGCUACAGCACCAAGCUGCUGUGCUCUGUCAGGGGAAGCCCCAAACCCAAGGUUCAAUGGAUGAAGAACCAGAUGAUUAUUGGAGACGACCCCAAGUACAGGCAGAUCUGCGUGCAGGGUAUCUGCUCUCUGGAGAUCCGUAGGCCCGGUAACUUUGACGGUGGUGUGUACUCCUGCAAAGCUCAGAACGAUCAUGGAGAAGCAACUGUCAGCUGCAAGCUGGAAGUCAAACAGCCAGUAGUUGCAGAUGCAGACAAGAAAUAGGUCAACAUUCACAUUCUCACAGGAGCAGAAGGAAUGGGGCCUUUGCAGCAUAAGGAAUGUACUGGAUUCCUGGAAGAACAUGUAUAUAUGGCUGGUGACCACACUACUGAAGGGUUGUUGCCUGUGGCCCCUUGUCAAGUGUUAGCCUGUGUUACGAUGAACAAUUGUUGUAGCUUUAUGCCUUUAUCAUUCACUACAUUAUAUUAAGUCCAUAUCCAUGUCCACAAUCAGCUUUUUUCCCAACUAUAAUGUCUGGUAACUAAAUUAUCACAUUCUUCAAACACUGUUCCUCCCUAGUUGAUCAUCUUGUCAGUCUAACUAGGUGUACACCAAGAAUUUUACAACUUGGCUUUACUGUUCCUCAUAAGAGAACUACAUAUAACAUCUAUGUGUUUAUAUCAAUAAAUAAUUUAAUUUCUGGU
Larimichthys crocea (large yellow croaker) is the source of this 2108-nucleotide messenger RNA. RefSeq names its product myosin binding protein Hb (gene mybphb). Gene Ontology annotation, molecular function: protein binding. The record is from RefSeq and is a predicted model, not a curated record. The coding region runs from base 85 to 1686 and encodes 533 amino acids. NCBI's taxonomy places the organism in Eukaryota, Metazoa, Chordata, Actinopteri, Sciaenidae. The transcript is spliced from 14 exons.